CAAAAGAAAAUAACAUAACAGUUUACAGUGUCAUCAAUAUAUAUUGAAGUUAAGAAGAAGAAGAAAACAUUUCAAGUGUCAUUUAUAAAAAUAACGUUAAGUGUCAUAACUGUCCACCAUCUGAUGAAAGCUAUCAUUUGAGAAAUUUGUACGUGAAAAAGGCGGGAAAAUUCAAGGCAACUGUUCAAUUGCGGCGUGUUUAAAUUUGCAAAACUGCAGUCAGUGAAAGCGGCAAAAAUUAAUUGCAACGCGAAAAAAAACUCUAAGGAAUUAAAAAGGGAAAGUUACAACAACUACUGCUGCAGUAACACCAAAUAACAAGAACAACAACAACAACACCAGCAAAGCAAAAACCAAAACAGGAACAGGAACAGCAAAAAUGUCCGACUGGGGUGAUAAUGAUACGGAGGUUAUUGAAGGCAAAGGCUUUACCUCCAAUGACAAAUACAAGACCAAUGAUGACUAUCAGAACGAAGAUGACAAUAAUAACAACAAUGAUGGUGGCGAUAAUAAUGAUGAUCGCGGCGGUUACAAUAAUAAUCGGCGUAAUGGUUUUGGUGGUCGAGGCCGUAAUGGUGGCGGAGGUCGUGGAGGAGGCGGUCGCAACUUUGGAAAUCGCAACAAUGAUGAUAAUAACGAUGAAAACGGCGAGUACAAUGGCGAACGUCGUGGUUUCGGUGGCGGACGUGGACGCGGUCGUGGCGAUCGUGAUGGCGGUGGUCGUCGAGAAUUUAACAACAACAAAGGUGAAAACGAAUUUGGUGACAAGGAAGAAGGCGGCGAGCCCCAGAAGCCACGUGAAUUCUAUAUACCUCCAGAACCCACCGACAAUGAGGAAGAAAUUUUUGGCAGUGGUAUAACCAGUGGCAUUAAUUUCUCCAAAUAUGACAGUAUACCAGUGCAGGUAACUGGUGAAAAUGCACCUCCAGCCAUACAAAGUUUCGAAGAGGCCGCCUUUCGUGAAUUGGUCUUGAAUAAUGUCAAACGCUCGGGCUAUAAACUGCCAACACCCAUUCAAAAGACAGCCAUUCCAGUGAUAUCCUCGGGGCGCGAUUUAAUGGCCUGCGCCCAAACUGGAUCCGGCAAAACUGCAGCAUUCCUUUUGCCCAUUAUCAAUUCCCUGUUGAAUGAGGGCUGUGAAACGUCGAUCGGCAAACCACAGGCAUUGAUUGUCUCACCCACCCGUGAAUUGGCCAUACAAAUAUACAAUGAAGCACGCAAAUUCUCCAUGGACUCUUAUAUCAAUACACAAAUUGUCUAUGGCGGUACGUCGUCCAAGCAUCAGGGUGAAAAGAUCGGUCGUGGUGGCACUCACAUUCUAAUUGCCACUCCGGGACGUCUAUUGGAUUUUGUGGAAAAGGGUUUCAUCACCUUCGAAGAGACACGUUUUGUGGUGCUCGAUGAGGCGGAUCGUAUGUUGGAUAUGGGUUUCAAGGAGAGUGUUGCCACCAUCAUGAAUCAUCCCACAAUGCGUAGCAUGGAUCAGCGGCAGAAUCUUAUGUUUUCGGCCACCUUCCCGGCCGAGAUACAGCGAAUGGCAGGGGAAUAUUUGAAUGAAUAUAUUUUCAUUGCCAUUGGUGUGGUCGGUGGGGCCUGUUCCGAUGUCACACAAAACGUUUACGAGGUGAAGAAAUACCAGAAACGUGCCAAAUUGAUGGAACUCUUGCAAGAAAAUCCCAAUGGUACCAUUGUCUUUGUGGAAACAAAACGUGGUGCCGAUUUCUUGGCCUCACUGCUGUCGGAAACGGAAUUCCCCACUACCUCCAUUCACGGUGAUCGUUUGCAGCGUCAGCGGGAAGAAGCUUUGGCCGAUUUUAAAUCGGGUAAAAUGAAGGUAUUAAUUGCCACCUCUGUAGCGGCUCGAGGUCUUGACAUUAAAAAUGUCAAUCAUGUUGUGAACUAUGAUCUGCCCACAUCCAUUGAUGAAUAUGUCCAUCGUAUUGGACGCACGGGGCGUGUGGGCAAUAAUGGUCGUGCCACCAGCUUCUUUGACCCGGAAAAUGAUACAGCCAUUGCUGGUGAUUUGGUUAAGAUCUUGGAAGGAGCCGGCCAAGAAGUACCUGAUUUCUUGCAGAACUUUAGCAGUGGAGGUGGUGGCGGCGAUUAUGGUAAUGGCAGCCGUUUCGGUGGACGGGAUGUGCGCAAAAAUGUGCCACAGAACGACGACAACUUUGUUACCUCAUCUGGGCCAGCUGCCCUGGAAGAAGAAGAAGAAUGGAAUUAAUCAAACACAAUGCAAAACUAUAACAAACCACUCCAUCUCUCUAUUUUUGCAUAUCAUGCUGCUGAACUGGUUUCAGAAAAAAAAAAACUACACCAUACAUGUCCACAACACCCCCACCCACAUAACUGAAUCUGAAUUGACAUAUUUUCGUUUCCACUGAACUUAUCAACCAUUUGAUUUUACUACCCAUUAUUUUAAACACACCAAGUUCCUUCGUAUUAUAUAAGCGACUUGUGGUUUUCUUUCGUAUCGUACAAUUGCAUAGAAAUUAGUAGUUUUUCUUUUUUUAAUUAUUAAUUUUACUGUGUAAAAAUUAUCGUCAUUUCACCAACUUAAAACUAAAGAUGAAAAUUGCCAACAAAUUAUAUUUUAAUUAAUCUUCUGUCUAUCUAUUAUAACAAACAAUGUAUUUGAAUUUACAUUAGUUUAUUAUAUAAACAAAAUACAUUUUAUAAAUUUUUAUAAAGCAAAA
Messenger RNA from Musca domestica (house fly), 2696 nucleotides. RefSeq names its product ATP-dependent RNA helicase vasa. Gene Ontology annotation, cellular component: nucleus; P granule. The record is from RefSeq and is a predicted model, not a curated record. Lineage: Eukaryota; Metazoa; Arthropoda; Insecta; Diptera; Muscidae. The coding region runs from base 380 to 2224 and encodes 614 amino acids. Gene Ontology annotation, biological process: gamete generation; cell differentiation. Gene Ontology annotation, molecular function: RNA binding; RNA helicase activity; ATP binding. The transcript has 9 exons.